CACAGACACACCUGUUUUACACAUGACUCAGACACAGAAGCAGGAAACAGGAAUCAAAUGAUUUCAGGGAAAGAGAAACUGAAGUGUAGUUGAGCUGUUGUGUGUUUGUGUCUCUGUAUUCAUUCAGUAAAAUGGCUGAAGCCAGAGUUUCUCAGGAUGAGUUCAUGUGUCCGGUGUGUCUGGAUCUCCUGAAGGAUCCAGUGGCUAUUCCCUGUGGACACAGUUACUGUAAGAUCUGUAUUACAGACUGCUGGGAUCAGGAGGAUCAGAAGAGAGUCUACAGCUGUCCUCAGUGCAGACAGACCUUCAGUCCAAGACCUGCUUUAUCUAGAAACACCAUGCUGGCUGAAGUGGUGGAGAAACUGAAGAAGACCAGACUCUCUGAUGACUGUUACGCUGGAGCUGGAGAUGUGCAGUGUGACGUCUGUACUGGAAGAAAAUACAGAGCCGUCAAGUCCUGUCUGAUGUGUCUGAACUCUUACUGUCAGAAUCACCUCCAACAACAUGAGAGUUUCUUUAGAGGAAAGAGACACAAUCUGACUGAAGCCACUGGACGACUGCAGGAGAUGAUCUGCCAGAAACAUGAGAAGACCCUUGAGGUUUUCUGUCGCACUGACCAGGAAUGUAUAUGUGUGCUGUGUAUGGAUGACCAUAAAAACCACGACACUGUAUCAGCUGCAGCACAGAGGACAGAGAAACAGAAGCAGCUGAAGGAGACACAGAAGACGCUCCAGCAGAGAAUCCAGCAGAGAGAGAAAGAUCUCCAGCAGCUGAGAGAGACUGUGGAGUCUCAUAAGCGCUCUGCACAGACAGCAGUGGAGGACAGUGAGAGGAUCUUUACUGAGCUCAUCCGCUCCAUUGAGAGAAGCCGCUCUGAGCUGAUACGACUGAUCAGAGAUCAGGAAAAGACUGCAGUGAGUCGAGCUGAAGAACGACUGGAGCGACUGGAGCAGGAGAUCAAUGAUCUGAGGAGGAGAGACGCUGAGCUGGAGCAGCUUUCACACACACAGGAUCACAUCCAGUUCCUGCAGAGUUUGCAGUCUCUCUCAGCACCUCCUGAAUCUACAGAUGUAAAUGAUGAUCUCUUCAGUUCUCUCUUCUCUUCUGAUGAUCUGAGAGAAUCUGUUCAUCAGCUGAGAGACAAACUGGAGGAUUUCUGCAAACAGGAGCUCAAGAAGAUCUCAGACAGAGGUAAAGUCCUGGAGAUUCAUCUGCUCUCAGAAACCAGUCCAUCAUCCAGGAAGGACUUCCUAAAAUAUUCCCAUCAUCUCACUCUGGAUCUGAACACAGCACAUAAACGACUCCGUCUGUCUGAGAACAACAGACUGAUUACUAACACUGGCACAGAGCAACCAUAUCCUGAUCAUCCAGACAGAUUUGAUGGUUGGUCACAGGUGUUGUGUAGAGAGAGUGUGUGUGGACGCUGUUACUGGGAGAUUGACUGGAGUGGAGAUUAUGGUGUGUGUGUAUCAGUGUCUUAUAAGAGCAUCAGCAGGAAGGGAGGAGGUGUUGAGUGUUUUUUUGGAUCUAAUGAUCAGUCCUGGAGUUUGGACUGCUCUUCCUCCAGUUACUUAUUCAGACACAAUAACAUAAAGACUGAUGUCUCUGUGAAGUCCAUCAGCAGUAGAAUAGGAGUGUUUGUGGAUCACAGAGCAGGAACUCUGUCCUUCUACAGCGUCUCUGACACAAUGAGCCUCAUCCACACAGUCCAGACCACAUUCACUCAGACGCUCUAUCCUGGGUUUACGGUUUGUUAUAAGUCAUCAGUGAAACUGUUGAUGAAUCAGAAGACACUGACGAGAGAUUCUACCCAUAAUGCUUUGAGCUGCAUGAUGAAUCAGUAACAGUGAGAUGUUAUAGAGUCUCUUCUCUUCUCAUUAAGGGGUCGUGCACAUAUCUCGUCUUUUGCGUGCUCAAGUUCCUAAUUUCAAAUGUUCUUGUCUCUUCAGGAGAUGAACGGAACAGAUUAUUAUUUUUCAUACAGUGAUUGUACAUCUGAUCGACAGAUAAACCGAUGUCCUGAAAUAUCUUGAUAAUCUUUUAUGAUUUUCAAAUAAGGUUAAUGAAUUAAAUAAGUAAUAAAUUACGAUGAUGCCUCAUCUUAAAUGGAAGUAUAAGUUAGACAUGUAAUUUAAUAUUAUACAGCAUACAUCUAUAUAAUAUACUAACAAACAACUCAUUUAUAUUACCUUUUUAAUGUAUAGGCCUACUAUUAAUAUGGUUUUAAUAAAAUAUCAUAAAUAUGAUGUCUUAUAGAUUACUAGUAUCAACUAAGACAAGUGAUCAUAAUGAGAAAUAUAGUUAAUUACAAUAAUUAAAGUGUGACAAACUGCUAAAUAUUCUGAUGAUUUACCUUCAGGCUUGCUGGAGCUUUGAAUCCAUGUUUGUGAUGUUUUACGGCCUUUGGCUCUUUUUCUUUUUUUCUGUGUGUGAGUGUGUUCUUGUCACAUUGAGAAUGUUGUAUAGACUCACCCCUUUAUUAUGUGUAUGAUCUGUUGUGUUGGUUUUAUUGAUAUUUAUUGGACAAAUAAAAAAAAUGCUUUGAA
Messenger RNA from Carassius auratus (goldfish), 2546 nucleotides. RefSeq names its product tripartite motif-containing protein 16-like. Gene Ontology annotation, molecular function: zinc ion binding; protein binding. The record is from RefSeq and is a predicted model, not a curated record. Bases 132 to 1844 code for a protein of 570 amino acids. The transcript is spliced from 6 exons. Lineage: Eukaryota; Metazoa; Chordata; Actinopteri; Cypriniformes; Cyprinidae.